CAUCGAAACGUUGAAAGUUAAUCGAAUUAAUAUACGAAUAUUUCAUGAAAUUGCUUCUAGUAUCGUACAAUUUAUAUCUCUGAAAAUAGGAGAAAAGGGUGAAGUAUGUAAAACAAUUUAAAAAAAAAAAAAAAAUCCAAGGAAGAAACAAUAAUAAUAAUAAUAACCGAGAAGAGAACGCUAACAGUGUCGUGGAUUAUUUUAAUCAAAAGUGUUUACGAAUUUUACGUAAAUUAUUAAAAAAAAAUCAGCGAUAUAUUUUCUCCAUUUUCUUUUUUUGUCGUUGUAAAAUUGAUUUCACUAAAAAAAAACAAGCAAGAAAAGAAGGAAGAAAAAGAACCAAAGAAGAAGUAUGACACAAGAGAAAUAAAAUGUUCUUCAGCAUCGAUCGAAGAUUACAAUUGAAAUAUCAAUCACAAUGAAUCAUGGAUCGAGAUAACUCGUGAUCAUCGUCAUCAUCAUCAUCAUCAUUAUUAUUAUUAUUAUUAUGAUCAUCAUCAUCAUCAUAUCGAGAAGAAUUCGAUCAUUUUGAUCGUUGAACAAUAAGAUUAUUGAAAAUAACGUUCAAUAUUUCUACACAAAGAAACUUACAACAUACAAACACACACACACACACACACACAGAUAAUUUAACACUCGUUAUCACAACGAGAGAUCAAAAUUGUCGAGUGUUCAAGUGUCCAAAAAAGAGUAUAUCUUUUUAUUUUUUUUUUUUUUGUUUUGUUUAAAACAAACAGAGAGAAUACAACACUUUAAGGUGAACUUUAAAAUGGAAACUUUUUUUUGAUUUUUAUAAAAAGUUCUAUAUACACUGUUGUCCACUUUCAUCUUAUUUUUAUUCUUCUCUUUCUCUCUCUCUUUCUUUCGAAUUUUUUCUUUUAUUGGAAAAAGAAGAAAAAAAAGGACUGACUGACUAUUGGGUUCGAUCCUGAAUUUCAAGGUGGAUUUCUCUUGAAUGUGAUUUAUCAAAGGACUAUCGAGAUAGAUUUCAGCAACCACGUAGGGUGGCCCUAUAUUAUUAUCUUGGAUAAACUAUAGAUAUAAAAAUCAAAGAUUUUUGAAGACUGUAGAAAAACAAGAGCGAUGUCGUGGUGUAAGAUGAUUUUUAUCGGAGUGACCUGUUGAUGACGUUAUGGGGUGGUUUGUCCUCGCUGGUAUUUUAAUAAUUUCCAUAUGCGCGACGGGAUUACCGUUGCCACAGGGUGGUGGUGGGUUGGGGGCACAUGGACAGCCGCAGGCCGGUUUGUCAAGCACCUCAGGCCCCAACAUAGUAGGUGGUGGUGGUGGUGGUGUUGGUGUUGGGGUUGGAAUCGGCGCAAAUGCCGGUGGUUCCGUCGUAGGAGUCAGUGGCACAGGUGGAGGAGCAGGUGGUGGUGCAGUUAGGGGUAGUAGUGGUGUCGGUGGUGUUAAUUUACCUUCAUCGGGAAGUUCAAGUUCCUUAGGAGGAUCAGCUACCGUAGUUGGAAGCAGCGGUAUUGGUACCGGUAUUGGGAGUGGUGUUACUGGAGGAAGCAUCGGAGGUGGUGCAGGUGGUGGUGCAGCUGGUGGUGGCAGCGGAUUGGGUUCCUCCACUGGACCAUCGCGUAGGGGCCGCCAGGGGUGGCGUGUUUGGCGCCGUGGAGACCCCACCCUUAUGAAUCUAUGGAAAUCUCAGGGUCCUUUGGGGUCUUUAGGAAACGCCAAGGGUUACAUCAUCCUCGCACUUUUGAUCGGGGUUAUCUCAAUGGUGAUCGGUUGCUGGUUAUCAGAUAACUGUUGGUCACCAGAACCAGAGGGGGUGGUCACCCUUGCAUAGCCUAGUGCCGAUUUUCGUUCGUCUAGGCGAUAACAACUACUACGACGCCUACCAUCCUAUAUGAUUCUUUACGAAUCUAACGGUCAGCGUCCUUCGCAAAGACAGCAACAACAGCAACAACAACAAUUACAACUAUUACAACAAUUACAAGAACAAGAAGAAUCUGUUGAUGAACAACAAGAACAAGAACGACAAGAACAACAAGAACAACGUCGACAACCUGCUGACAGAUUUGUUCAGCAUCAAAGACGACCAUUGCUCGACAUUAACGACAACGAUACGCUAUUACGCGUUUGAAUCGUUUUAAAUCAUCAUAUUAUAGGAUAUAUUAUCCCCCAUUGAUCAUCGAUCAUCGAUCAUUACUUUCUUCUUUUUUUUUUUUCAUUCAUUUCCAAUCGUAUUA
Molecule: messenger RNA, 2198 nt
Organism: Polistes canadensis
Lineage: Eukaryota; Metazoa; Arthropoda; Insecta; Hymenoptera; Vespidae
Product: glycine-rich cell wall structural protein 1-like
Exons: 4
Coding region: 1133-1795 (220 amino acids)
Source: RefSeq, a predicted model, not a curated record